UCAACAUUCUCUCAAAUAGAUCACGCAAACUUAACAGGCUUAGCACCAUGACUAUGAAGAAUAUAACCUACGCCACCAUUCUUCUAAUGGUUUACGCGGUGGCUGCAACCGUCAACGUGGUGGCUGAGCUUCAACGAUUCGAGCACUUGCCGACGAAAGCCGAUGGAUCUCUUGACAUUUUGGUGAUCGGUGACUGGGGAAGGAGAGGAUUAUAUAACCAAUCUUAUGUUGCUUUUCAGAUGGGGAAAGUAGGAGAAAAAAUAGAUGCGGACUUCAUUGUAUCAACCGGAGACAACUUUUACGAGGAUGGAUUAGUUAACGACCAAGAUUCGUUAUUCGAUGAGUCGUUUACUCAAGUAUAUACCGUAACGAGCUUGCAGAAACAAUGGUACUCUGUGUUGGGAAAUCAUGAUUAUAGGGGCAAUGUCUCGGCACAAUUGAGUCCUACCCUUACACACAAAGAUAGCAAAUGGCUGUGUCUUAGAUCAUUUAUUGUAAAUUCAGGAAUUGUGGAAUUUUUCUUCGUUGAUACAACACCUUUUCAAGAUAAAUAUUUCACGGAAGAAGAGCAUACAUAUGAUUGGAGCGGCAUACUUCCUAGGGAAGAAUAUUUAUCAAAUGUUUUAAAGGAGGUUGAUAUGGCACUCGAAGAAUCAAAUGCCACAUGGAAAAUCGUGAUUGGCCACCAUACAAUUUUCAGUGCUGGUUCUCAUGGAAACACCCAAGAGCUUGUCGAUCAACUUUUACCUAUCCUUGAGGCAAAGGAUGUGGAUCUCUACAUAAACGGGCAUGAUCAUUGCUUACAACACAUCAGUAGUCAAAACAGUCAACUUCAGUUUCUAACAAGCGGAGGCGGGUCAAAGGCAUGGCGAGGUGAGGUCAACCAAUGGGACCCGAAAGAAAUGAAGUUCUAUUACGAUGGCCAGGGUUUCAUGACACUUCGUGUAACCGAUAAUGAAAUAAGUGUGGCUUUCUAUAAUGUGUUUGGUGAAAUCAUCCAUAGUUGGAGGACCUCUAAGUACACACACAUGGACUCAUAGGCAGUGAAAUAUCUGUAUAGGUUACAUAAUUAUUUCUUUGAGUGGAUGUAAUGGACUGAUGGUGCUAUUGUAUGACAGAUGGAUACAUUGAUGUUAUAAUAGCUACAAAUGAUGUUAGUGCAUACAGAACACAAAAUGUCAGCUCAGACAAAUGAAUCCAUGAAAUAUAUCCUGUCUA
Messenger RNA from Helianthus annuus (common sunflower), 1218 nucleotides. Its product is annotated as purple acid phosphatase 8. The record is from RefSeq and is a predicted model, not a curated record. Gene Ontology annotation, molecular function: acid phosphatase activity; ferric iron binding; ferrous iron binding. The transcript is spliced from 7 exons. Lineage: Eukaryota; Viridiplantae; Streptophyta; Magnoliopsida; Asterales; Asteraceae. The coding region runs from base 48 to 1040 and encodes 330 amino acids.